This is a messenger RNA of Haliotis rufescens (red abalone), 800 nucleotides long. RefSeq lists its product as uncharacterized. NCBI's taxonomy places the organism in Eukaryota, Metazoa, Mollusca, Gastropoda, Lepetellida, Haliotidae. The transcript is spliced from 3 exons. Bases 57 to 800 code for a protein of 247 amino acids. The record is from RefSeq and is a predicted model, not a curated record.
ACAGUCUCGCCACAACACAGCUGUUGCUGAAAGGGGAUAUAAACAAUAACACAGAGAUGUGGGUCAGCUCACUGGCACUUUUUACUGGCACAUGUGCCGAUCAGUGGCAUGAGCCUUCCCCAUAUGAUAUUAACAUGGCUUCUACAUCGCCUUUGUUUAACGUGUCUCUGCUGCCUGAAGAUGUCCCUGGAGCUCAGUUUAUUUAUCCAGACGUCGACAGACAUUCAGUUGUUCAGCUGAAACGGUGGUUGGAGUGCCGAGGCCUGCCGAUGACAGGAAGGAAGACCGAACUCGUCGAAAGAUGUCAAGAGUGCAUCACAGCUCAGCAGAACACGAACAUUGCCAUUUCCAUUGAUAAUGGGAAAUGGUACCAAAUAAAGGUUCAAGAUGUUUUGGCAUCUCUUAACAGUUCAAGUCCGUGUUCGGCUGUGAGGCAACCUCCCACACCACCUAUCACUGGAUGGAAGGCCUUCCCUUCUGGCAACAUCCCACCAACCUUCUCAUAUGGCGAUAUAUACCAGUAUAUCAUUGCAUCAGCCAGACUACAGCCUCUACCACAAGUCACUCCUAUCAAUGACAGUGAUGAUGAUGAUCAGGACAACACCUUCAGCACUGCAAAGCCAAUGAAGAAGGGACGAGCUUUUUUUAAGAGUGGCCACAUACAAAAUAUUCAAACAUGUUCUAAAAAUGAGUAUUAUUAUCUUAAAUGUGAAUGUCUUCCAUCAUACAGACUAGGUAUGAUGUACCAUGUACAUGUUACUCUUGAUAAUUUUGCAGUCAUCCAGGAUGCAUCAAUGUGA